Raphanus sativus (radish) is the source of this 2184-nucleotide messenger RNA. RefSeq lists its product as uncharacterized. The transcript has 2 exons. The record is from RefSeq and is a predicted model, not a curated record. Bases 1 to 2094 code for a protein of 697 amino acids. Lineage: Eukaryota; Viridiplantae; Streptophyta; Magnoliopsida; Brassicales; Brassicaceae.
AUGAUCGGAGAAUCAACUCAACGGUCAACUGUACAAACUAUAUAUAUACAAUCGAUAUUACUAAACCAUAAUAAACCAAUUCUUAAUAAAUUAGUAAACCGGCGAAAGGAAACCGGUUUAGCUCCAAUAGACUCCAACUCCCACCGCCCAGCCUCCGGUCCCAGCGAUCCGUUCAUGGACCUAAUGGUCGCAAACUUCAACAAGUCAGCGAAAGUCAACGUCUCCUCUUCUCCUCCGAUGGGCUUAACUGAGAACGGAGCCGCUACCUACCUAUCCGCGGGUAACCCUUGUCUUGACUUCUUCUUCCACGUUGUUCCCAGCACUCCCAAGGAAUCUCUUGAGCAGAGACUCCGUACGGCUUGGAGCCACGACGCUUUGACCACUCUCAAGCUCAUCUGCAACCUCCGCGGAGUCCGUGGAACCGGAAAAUCCGACAAGGAAGGGUUUUACACUGCGGCGCUUUGGCUCCACGGCUGCCACCCCAAAACCCUAGCGUGUAACCUCGACUCCCUCUCAAAAUUCGGAUACUUUAAAGACUUCCCGGAGAUUCUUUACCGUAUUCUCCAAGGGUUUGAGAUCCGUAGGAUCCAGAAAUCUGAAUGGCAACAGAGGAAAGGCCGUUCCGGGCCUAGAUCUAGAGGUAGAUUUGGAGCAGUGAGAGGUAGAGGAAGAGCUCCAUUCUCUGUUAGUACGUCGAGAUCCUCUCAUCACGGUCGUGGACGCAAGAAGCCGGCGGCUACAAGAGAGAUGAGGAUCGCAAACGCAGAGAAGAGGAACCAGGAAGAGAAGGCGAAGGCUAGCUUGGAUCGCAAGCUCGAGAAGAUAUCAAUGGGGAAGAAAGCUUUCACCAGAUACUCUCAAGAUCCGGACUACCGUUUCCUCCACGAACGCGUCUCUGAUCUAUUCGCAGACUACCUAAAGAAGGAUCUCGAGUUCUUGAAAUCCGGCGAGACGAACAAGAUCUCUUUGGCUGCCAAGUGGUGUCCGUCGCUCGACUCUUCCUUCGACAAGGCAACGCUUCUCUGCGAGAGCAUCGCUAGAAGAAUAUUCCCUCGCGAGUUAUACUCUGAAUACGAAGGAGUAGAGGAAGCUCACUACGCUUACAGAGUACGCGACAGGCUAAGGAAACAAGUCCUCGUCCCUCUACGAAAGACUCUGCAGCUCCCAGAGGUUUACAUGGGAGCCAAAGACUGGAGCUCUCUCCCUUAUAACCGCGUAGCUUCCGUGGCGAUGAAGUCUUACAAGGAGAUAUUCCUGAACCACGACGCCGAGAGGUUUCAGAAAUAUCUCCAAGACGCGAGAGAAGGUAAAACGAAGAUCGCCGCCGGUGCCGUUUUACCUCACGAGAUCAUCGGGGAGCUAGAGGGAGGUGACGGCGGACAAGUCGCCGAGCUGCAGUGGAGACGAAUGGUGGACGAUUUAAAAAAGAAGGGCUCGCUGACGAGCUGCAUCGCGAUCUCCGACGUCUCGGGAUCCAUGGCCGGCGAUCCGAUGGAGGUCUCCGUCGCGCUGGGACUACUCAUCUCGGAGCUGACGGAGGAGCCGUGGAGAGGGAAGCUGAUCACCUUCAGCGCCGAGCCCGAGCUGCAUGUCGUGGAAGGAGACGAUCUGAGAACGAAGACGAAGUUCGUGAGGAGGAUGGAGUGGGGGAUGAACACUGAUUUUCAAAAAGUGUUUGAUCUGAUUCUGAAAGUGGCGGUCGAAGGGAGGCUGAAGCCUGAGCAGAUGAUCAGGAGAGUGUUCGUGUUCAGCGACAUGGAGUUCGACCAAGCGUCGGCGCCUCAAACGUAUGGCUAUGGCUAUGGCUAUAAUACAAGAGCUACGAAUACAUGGGAAACGGAUUACGAGGCGAUUGCUAGGAAGUACAGAGAGGCAGGGUACGGUGACGCUGUGCCGGAGAUAGUGUUUUGGAACCUGAGGGACUCGAGGUCGACGCCGGUGAAUGGGAGCAAGAAGGGUGUGGCGUUGGUGAGUGGGUUUUCGAAGAAUCUGAUCAAGAUGUUUUUGGAUAAUGAUGGUGAGAUCAAUCCCAUGGCGAUCAUGGAGGCUGCGAUAUCAAAGGAAGAGUAUAGCAAGCUUGUAGUUAUUGAUUGAAUGAUUCUUGCUUUUGUGUUUUUGAUGUUUGCCUGUGGUGUGUUUUUUCUUCCUAACGUCAUAAAUAAACAUAUAUAACGUUCUGCGGCA